AUGUCAGAUGCGGACGCUGAGCGAAAAGCAAAGGCGGAAAGAGCUAAGAAGCUGCUCGCUCAAAGACAAAAGAAGAAAAAGGCGGAAGCUGCAGGAACAUCACCUGCUCCCACACCUUCGUCACCAGCUUCCACUUUAGCCGACGCUCCUAAUCUACCUUCUGCCAGAACCAGCCUGAGCCUGGACGAUUCAGUUCGAGCAGAAGUAGCUGCUGAAACGAAAGAAGAACCUGUAGUACCUGACGUAGUUCCGUUACAAGCUGAGCCUAAGGUGGAGGGACCAAAAGAUCAAGAAGUUUCGAAGAUACCAGAGGACGAAGUCGAGCCCCAACAGGAUGAAAAGAGCAAAAAGAAGAAGAAGAAGGGGAAGAAAGCUAAAGAACAGGAAGAUGAUGGUGAGGAGAAGAUAGAAGAAGGAGAUGCCUUUACUAAAGUGAAAGACGAUGCCGAUAACAUUGAUCCUAAGCCAGUCAAAGUCUCACAAGAAAAGCAACAGUCCUCGCCGGAAGUUGCCGUGCCUCCUUCACCGAAACCUGUUGGCACUUCUCCCCCUUUACCAGCCGAGGCACCUUCCGAUAACACCUCUAAAUUACAAGAAACCGUAUCACUCCUCAUUUUCGAAAGAUCAGAUCUCCAAAAUCAGAUAGCUGAUCUUCAAUCUCAGUUGUCCACUGCCAAGGGAGAUUCACAGCUCUUGGUUGAGGGAAGAACGUUAAUAUCUCGCUUGGAGCAGGAUAAAGUGGAGUUAGAGACAAAACUUGGAGAAUCAGAAAAGGAAGCUGGUAAAUCUGCAGAGUUGGAACGAGAAGCCGAAAGAAUACGGAAGGAUUUGGACAAUGUAGAGUCUGAGAGAGAUGUACUGCAGAGUGAUAAAGAGAGGCUGGAACGAGAAUUACGGGAUGUGAGUGAAAAGGAGAAAGAACGUAUAGCGGAACUGGAAAAAGCUUUGGAGAGAGAGAGGACCAGAGAGAGUGGGCUAGAAACUGAAAUUGGGAGAUUAAGACAAAGUAAUACAGAACUUUCGACGUCCCUUGAAAAGAUCACUACGGAUUUAGAAUCGUCAAAAGAGUCAUCCUCAUUAUCCAGCAAAGAGUUAUCAGAUUUACAAUCAGCCCAUUCGGCAUUACAGAAAUCUCACGAACAUCUGACCACCGAACACACGACAUUACGUUCUACUCACGACGAACUGGCUUCGACUCAUAAUGAGCUGAAAUCCACAUAUGAAUCUUCAUCUUCGACCGUAAAAUCCCUUGAAACAUCGGUGACAUCACUCAAAACGGAAUUAGAAUCGGCAAAAGGAAAACUUGGUUCCAUCACAAAACGAGCUGAUACUGCUGAGAAGAGACGAACGGCAUUACAAAGCGAGAAUGAUGAAUUGGUGAAGCAAUUGGAAGAAGUAAGGGGAAAAGUAGUGGAAGCUAUGGAGGAAAAGGCUACCAUGGCGUCUGCGGUGGAAAGUUGGGAAACUAAAUCUAAGCAAUGGGAGAAGGCUCGAUUGGAGUUGGAAUCUGAGGUUGAGGUGGGUAAAACUUUACGAUCUCAAAUAACUUCUUUGGCAGAGGAGAAUAGAUCGAAAGACGAGACUAUAACUCAAUUACGAACCAUUGAAAAGAAACUACCUCAGCUCGAAAAAGAGAAUGAAGAUGUCAAGAACAUUUUAGGGGAAAGGGACCAAACAAUCGCAAAAAAUCAGUUGUCCAUUACGGAGAAAGAAGCUAUUAUAUCCCAGAGGGAAUCUACCAUCUCAACGCAAGAAUCGGAACUCUCGUCAUUACGUUCAGAGUUGGAAACCCUCCGAUCGCAAUCUUCUACACAACCCUCUGUCCACUCCACUCAACCUGAACGUACCCAAGAUGACACGAGUGCUGAUCGAGCAUUGGAGAUCUCAUCGUUGACAUCUCAAAUACGCGAACUCGAAUCAUCGUUACAUACAUCGAACACACGUAUACACAGUCUAUCAAAGCAACUUACAGAUUUGACUUUAUCCCAUAAUCAAAUACAAAAAGAGAGGGAUGAGUUGGUCGGCUCAUUCAGUCCUUCCGGAUCAAGAGGUCCAAGUACGAAAAGUUAUUUCUUAUCUCCAAAGGAUGAAUAUCCCUCUUCGCCAGGUGUAAGAAGAAUACCAAGUGGUAAUGGUGGAAAUUCAGCUGUGGAUGCAAUCUUACCACCUAGUGUAAGGCAUAAAAGACAAGUCUCAUUAAAUGCGUUGAAAGCGAGGAUGGAGUUUACGAAACCGUUGUCAAGUCCAAACAAACUUUCAAGUCUUCACGAGGAUGAAGAGAGACCUGGUACAUUAUCGACAGACUCGAAUGGGUGGACCAAGACUAGAAAACAGUUUGGCGAUGAAAUCAUGUUUUGCUGCCCUGCGUGUGAGGGGGAUCUGAUCACGUUAUAG
Molecule: messenger RNA, 2394 nt
Organism: Kwoniella shivajii
Lineage: Eukaryota; Fungi; Basidiomycota; Tremellomycetes; Tremellales; Cryptococcaceae
Exons: 4
Coding region: 1-2394 (797 amino acids)
Source: RefSeq, a predicted model, not a curated record